AGAAUAAGCCACUAGUCCUCCGUCACUGUGCUCCACGCCGACCCUCAAAAAAGCUGUGGAUGCAAGCGUAGACCUCUUUCUUUCUUUCUUUCUUUCUUCCAAAACCCUUCUGCCACCUGUUUUCACAAGAAAGUUCUUCCCACCCUUUUCUCCUUCUGUUUUGGAACCAACGCUUCUUCGAUUAUUAUAUCAAAUUCCAUCUUGGUGGGUAGCACCCUCUUAUUCCUUUGGUCAACUCCGUUUACUAUAAAUAUGACCACUCUUCCUUCUUUCUUCUUCAACUCCGAUCACCUUUGAAUGGAUCAUUCUAAUUCCAAUUCCAAUUCCAAUUCCAAUUCCAACCACAUCAACAACAACAAUAACAACGGUUUCCUUCAUCCCAACCUGCCUUCCCAACCUCCCACGUUGCCAUCACGCGCUGCCAUGGCUUCAGCUCCCACCUCCGACCCUAAGGUCGUCACCGGCACAGCCGGUUAUAUCCUCGAGGACGUUCCACAUUUGACCGAUUACAUUCCCAAUCUUCAAACAUACCCUAAUCCUUUGCAAGACAACCCUGCUUAUUCAGUAGUUAAGCAGUACUUUGUGCAUGUUGAUGACAGCGUUCCUCAAAAGGUUGUUGUUCACAAAGAUGGUGCAAGAGGGGUACAUUUUAGGCGUGCUGGGCCUCGUCAAAAGGUGUAUUUUGAAGCAGAUGAAGUUCAAGUUGCCAUUGUUACAUGUGGGGGUCUGUGUCCUGGACUCAACACUGUGAUUAGGGAAUUAGUGUGUGGCUUACACCAUAUGUAUGGCCUGAAGAAAGUUCUUGGAAUCAAUGGAGGAUACAGGGGUUUCUAUGCUCGCAAUACAAUCACUUUAACUCCAAAAAGUGUGAAUGAUAUACAUAAGCGUGGGGGAACUGUCCUCGGAACCUCACGAGGUGGACACGACACCAAAAAGAUAGUUGACAGUAUUCAAGAUCGGGGAAUCAAUCAGGUUUAUAUAAUUGGAGGAGAUGGAACUCAGAAGGGUGCAUCUGCAAUUUUUGAGGAAGUCAGAAGGCGUGGUCUCAAAGUUUCAGUUGUAGGAAUCCCCAAAACCAUAGAUAAUGAUAUCCCGGUUAUUGAUAAGUCCUUUGGCUUUGACACUGCUGUUGAGGAGGCUCAACGAGCUAUAAAUGCUGCACAUGUUGAAGCCGAAAGUGUUGAGAAUGGCAUAGGUGUUGUCAAGUUGAUGGGUAGAAACAGCGGAUUCAUUGCAAUGCAUGCUACACUUGCAAGUCGAGAUGUGGAUUGUUGCUUAAUUCCAGAGUCACCCUUUUACCUUGAAGGUCCUGGUGGACUUUUUGAAUAUAUAGAGAAAAGACUCAAAGAAAAUGGACACAUGGUUAUUGUGAUUGCUGAAGGAGCAGGACAGGAACUUGUUUCUGAGAGUGUGCAGUCCAUGAGCAAACAGGAUGCUUCUGGAAACAAGCUUCUUCAAGAUGUUGGCCUAUGGAUAUCCCAAAAGAUUAAGGAUCAUUUUGCUGAACAGAAGACACUGCCCAUAACACUAAAAUACAUAGAUCCAACCUAUAUGAUCCGAGCUGUUCCAAGCAAUGCUUCUGACAAUGUGUACUGCACACUUCUUGCUCAAAGUGCUGUUCAUGGAGCAAUGGCAGGUUACACCGGCUACACAAGUGGACUUGUCAAUGGAAGACAAACUUACAUACCCUUCUAUAGAAUCACUGAGAGACAGAACCACGUAGUGAUAACUGACAGAAUGUGGGCUAGGCUUUUAUCUUCAACAAAUCAACCGAGUUUUUUGGGUGCCAAGGGUGUGAAUGAAGGGAAGGAAGAAGAACCAUCAAAUCAGUUACCGGAUGGACAUUGUUCCAAAGAACUCAGCAGCAUUUAUCCCGCAGCAUGCUAGUUGUUAUUGUCAUUUUGUGAUGAUGCGUUAUACGUAGUAUAUAUAUAAGAAGAGCUAUCUUUUUUGCCCUUGUUUGUCAAUAAGAUGGCUGUGGAAAACCCAAAACUCAGCCAUACACGAUGAAGAUAUUAAUCAAUAUGUUGUGUUGUAGUCUGUAACUUUUGAAUGAGACUGCUUUAUCUGGAAAUGAAUUUCAUUAUUAAAAAUAUCUCA
This is a messenger RNA of Cajanus cajan (pigeon pea), 2100 nucleotides long. RefSeq names its product phosphofructokinase 1 (gene PFK1). Gene Ontology annotation, molecular function: ATP binding; 6-phosphofructokinase activity. The record is from RefSeq and is a predicted model, not a curated record. NCBI's taxonomy places the organism in Eukaryota, Viridiplantae, Streptophyta, Magnoliopsida, Fabales, Fabaceae. Gene Ontology annotation, biological process: fructose 6-phosphate metabolic process; glycolytic process.